Molecule: messenger RNA, 943 nt
Organism: Ostrinia furnacalis (Asian corn borer)
Lineage: Eukaryota; Metazoa; Arthropoda; Insecta; Lepidoptera; Crambidae
Gene: Bet3
Product: blocked early in transport 3
Exons: 4
Coding region: 128-658 (176 amino acids)
Biological process (GO): Golgi vesicle transport
Cellular component (GO): TRAPP complex
Source: RefSeq, a predicted model, not a curated record
AAAUGGUUGCACAUCACUAGACUUGCUACGUUGUGUGAAAUUUCGAUUUUGCGUUUUUGUAGGCGACUAAUCUGAUAAAUUAGAUUUUCUUAGUUUGUUAAUAAGUUUAGAAGAACUAGAAAUAAAAAUGUCGCGGCAAACAUCAAGACUUGAUGCUAAGAAAGUGAAUUCAGAGCUCUUGACGCUCACUUACGGUGCUUUGGUCUCUCAAAUGUUAAAAGAACAAGAAAACUCAGAGGAUGUUAACAAGCAAUUGGAGAGAAUUGGUUAUAACAUGGGCGUAAGACUGAUCGAAGACUUUCUUGCCAGGACUACUUCGACUAGAUGUUUGGAAAUGAGAGAAACAGCGGACAAAAUACAGCAAGCUUUCAGACUAUACCUCAACAUGCAGCCAACGGUCACUAGUUGGAGCAGCGCAGGCGAUGAGUUCUCCCUCGUCUGGGACCAGUGUCCGCUCAGUGAGUGGGUGGAGAUGCCCAACAACGGCCUGAAGUACUGCGCACUGAUACCGGGGGCGAUACGGGGUGCGCUGCAGAUGGUGCAGUUGGACGUUCAGUGCUGGUUUAUACAGGACCAGCUGAAAGGCGAUCCGGUCACAGAGCUACGAGUGAAGUACAUCAAAAGGUUAGAAGACGCAGUGCCCGCUGGAGAAGAUUAAUUAUUUAAACUGCAAUGUAUGUUUCCAAUUACUAUUAUUUAAUGGUUAAGAUCUUGUGGAGUCAUGUUUAAUACGCUGUGAUCUCUAUUUCAUCUUAGGCUGGUUUUAGAGUCACGCUGACGCACGCUGACCGUCAGCGCUGACAGCCGAAAUGUAAAGCGUCGGCGCCGAGCGAUCAGCGUCACUCAGGAACGUUCCCUUCAAUAGACAUGUUGACACCACCAAUCAAUUGACGUACUUUUUAAAACUGUCAAAACGAAACUCUAUCAUAGAUUUUGUAUGGCC